AGAACUCCUCCUCAAAGCCUCCGUCACUUGAAUCGUCUCCACCAGCGUUGCAAACGGCCUUCCAGUUUCUGGAUUGAUAUGCCUCAUACUCGGUCCUUGCGGGACAUGACUAUCGCGACGGAACUGUUGGGCCAUACCAUGCAUGCGUUCGACCUCGCGCAAUCCUACUUCAUGCCUUUCUUUAGUGGGCUGGUAGCUGAAUCCAAUAUAUUCUGCUUUUUCGAAUGCGGCUUUGUCGGCGGCAGCUGUCUUGGCUGAGCGGGAUCGACUAGCGAAGGAAUGUAUGUGAUGCCUGUUCAAGGGUGUAUGUAACCCUCCAACGGCCUUCGAGGAAUCCGGUCUCUGCUCGUGUGGCGGUAUAGUGUUUGGCGGCGAUGCGGUCUGCAUACCCAAGCUUCCUGAUCGCUUUCGAUUGCUUGGGUUAUCGCUAGACAUGAUCUUUCGGCAGGCCUCCGGUGGUAUUUCCUGACGGGGAUUGUACCUCGUUGAAGCUGGACGAUAUCGUGAUGGCGGUGUGGAUCUUUCGGUCGGAUGCUGUCUAAAAGCACUCGAGUUUGUGCUAAAGGCAUAAUUCGAGUAGCUUGUAUUUCCCAUGGAAUUCGAACGUUGUCCUCCAGCUGAUCGUUGCAGGUCUCUGUAAUUCCAUUGACUACGCCUCAGUCCAGAGGUGGCAGAAGGCGAGCUUAGACUUUCCGCAGCGGUAUCAUAUGCAGUACUGUGCGUCGAGCAUGUGCGGGCUCGGCUUUCUUCCCAAGUCAUCUUUCCCGGUGUUGACGAGGUUGAGCAUUGGCCAUACAUCUGCGUACACAAGGUCGCCUGCAACAGGUUUUCGCGUGUUAGCGGCAUAACAUCAGCUUUAUACUGAGGGUACAUGGACGGAUGCCUCCGACUGUACAUAGAGCCAGAAUUUGAGGUUCUAGCUGUAGAAAAUGUAUGGCGGGACAGACCCGCGUCACUUUGUCGGCUUCCAGGCGCUUCACGAGUUGCUACAUAAUUCGAUGCGACAGCCCUUCUUUGGUUGGGGAACGAAGAACUAGUCGCUGUCGAUGUACAGGGACCAGCCAACGAGUAUCGACGUUUGGUGCUGUAGUCGUCUGCAUAAGGUCCUGGAGCAUCUGUAUGGAACGAUGUUCGCAAAUUCGAAGUAGGGGCAUAUGCAGAUGAUGCACUUGGUUGCCCCAUGGUAUUUGAGUUUCGUCUUGCGACAUCAACUGAGGUUCGCUUACGAGAAGGCUCCGGUGGUAAGAAUGCGCUGCCAGCUUUCAAAUGUUGCCAAUUGCGAUGCGCUACUCUCUCGCUUUCUUCCUUGGCUUUCAGUCUCUUCACUGUCGACUCGAUAGCCCGGCCAAUCUGGCGUCGGCAAUCACCAUCAGGCCGCAUUGUCUUCUUGAAGCUCCCAUCCAGUCGAGCAUAUCCCGCGGCUGUGGGGCAAAAGCUCUCAAAAUCUCCGUUGAGAUCCCGCAAGUCUCCACCCGUGCCUUUCCACGACGCUACCGUUUCGAGAAUCCAUUGUGGCCAUCUUUGAACGAUGUUAUGUCCUUUGAAGCACAGCACAUCGUAAAGAAAAAAUCGGGUGCUAUUUGCAUCAGUGUCUCGUUUCGGAAGUUGAGAGACCUCGGUCUCUUGCGGCCUGACGUCCUUUACGUUUGUGGGGAGAGAGAAGCCGGAAGGCGGGCCGGAAGAUUGACUUCCAUCAGCCUGUGACGGAGAUGCGGAUCGGUUCUUCGACUUGAAAAGCCAUUUCCAGCGUGGCAUUGCGGGCAGAAUUGAUAGACAGUUUGGUCUACAUUGUACCGUGUUUCCUGAGAGGUGCGCAUCGACAACACAGUAAAUUCGCCAAACCGUAAAUACACAAUGCGACGAAAUUACCGUGGGGACCCAUGGAAACUGGAUGUGAAUUGCGUUCGAUGACAUCAAACGAGGGUUCUGGCCCGGGCUCGAAAAUGAAGCGCGCUCCCAACUACCAUGGUUGACAGUGGUAGUAAAGGCUAGAAUACCAUUGUUUCGAGUGAUUGGUUGGCUUCGGCAUUGGGGAGUGGUGCCGAAACCUGUGUUGACGGGGCC
Periconia digitata is the source of this 2064-nucleotide messenger RNA. NCBI's taxonomy places the organism in Eukaryota, Fungi, Ascomycota, Dothideomycetes, Pleosporales, Periconiaceae. The record is from the annotation of a GenBank genome assembly.